UACUAACCAGCCGAUCUUGUUCUCAAAUCUCCAUCCUAAUUCCUACACGAAUCAAGAAUCAAAAUUAUUCUUCAGUACCUGAAUUUGAAGUCAGUAUCAGUAGAAAUCGUAGUCAAUAAUGGCUCAAGAGCCUCCUCAGAUCGCCAUUAUAGGUGCCGGAAUCUUCGUCAAAUCUCAAUACCUACCCAGGCUCGCCGAGAUCUCGGACCUCGUCGUUCUCAAAGCUAUAUGGAGCCGCUCCGAGAAAUCGUCAAUGGAGGCUGCUGACAUUGCUCGGAAGGUAUUUCCUAAUGUAGAGUGUAAAUGGGGAGACCAUGGUCUCGAUGAAAUUAUUCGAGAUUCAAACAUUUUUGGCGUUGUUGUUGCUCUUGCUGGCCAAAUUCAGGUGGACAUGUCGCUAAAGCUUCUGAAAGCAGGAAAGCAUGUUCUUCAAGAGAAACCUGCUGCUGCUUCCAUUAGUGAGGUGGAAACUGCAUUAUCAUGUUAUAAAUCUCUUUACACCAAUCCAUCUGCUCAAAAAAUAUGGGCUGUUGCAGAAAAUUACCGAUUUGAGCCUGCAUUUGUAGAGAGCAAAAAGUUGAUGUCUGAAAUUGGAGAUAUGAUGAGUGUCCAAGUAAUCAUCGAAGGGUCAAUGAACAGUUCAAAUCCUUAUUUCUCAAGUUCAUGGAGACGCAAUUUUACUGGAGGGUUCAUUCUGGAUAUGGGUGUACAUUACAUUGCAGGGUUAAGAAUGCUUGUUGGAUGUGAAGUAGCUUCAGUGUCAGCUAUGACAUCUCAUGUGGAUAUGACUCUCCCUCCACCAGAUACCAUUUCCUCUUUAUUUCAACUGGAAAACGGGUGUUCGGGAGUUUUUGUAAUGUUGGUAUCCUCAAAAUCACCGAAGAUUGUGUGGCGGGUUGUUGGCUUAAGUGGAACUGUGCAAGUAGAACGAGGAAAUAAUAAUGGGCGACAUGGCUAUGUGACUACAUUGUUUGGUGGAAAUGGGGAAACAAAGAGCAAUUUUUAUCCAUUUAGUGGGGUGACUGAAGAGCUUAAAUCAUUUCUAAGUGACAUCUCAAUAGGCACCCUUGAGAAGGGUGGUAAGAUUGAAGGUGAGGGUCGCUACUCGUAUGUUGAAGGUGCACGAGAUGUUGCAGUUCUUGAUGCGAUGCUAGAAUCUGGAAUGAAGCAAGGAGCAUUUGUGAAAGUCAAAAAGUUUUAACAAUUUUUUUUAAUAUUUAUUUAAAUGGUAAAGUAAGUAUGUUAACUUAUAUAUACCAUUAUCUAUUAAUAGCAACAUACUUAUGUUUUACCCAUAAUAGCAAUGUAUUUAUUGGAAGAC
Lactuca virosa is the source of this 1321-nucleotide messenger RNA. The record is from the annotation of a GenBank genome assembly. NCBI's taxonomy places the organism in Eukaryota, Viridiplantae, Streptophyta, Magnoliopsida, Asterales, Asteraceae.